UUAACUUGAUAACAGCAGUUAUAAGUCACCGAAAUUCUAGGUUUUGCUCUUCCUGUUCUAAAUCAGUGACACAGCCCUUGCUACUAAAUUCUAAAGAAGCUACAGAAGCUACUGAGAAAAUAAAAACACAGACGAAAAAGGAAUGAAAGAACUCACAAAAGAAUAACAUGGAAUGAACAGAUCAAGAUUUCCUGGCAUCAUUCAUCUGUAGCGCUGCACAAAGUGGUCUGCCAUGGAGACUGGCCCCCCUGCAGGGACCAGUUCCCGUGACGAGAAAACUCACCUCCGUUCCAACUCAAAAGGGACUCCCCACUAUGGAACCAUUGCCAAUGGCCAAGUGGACAACUCACCGGAGAUCACACAAAUCUCACCAAGACGAGCCUACAUAGCCGUGGCUGUACUGUGCUAUGUCAAUCUGCUGAACUAUAUGGACCGGUACACAAUCGCAGGUGUACUUCAGAGUAUCCAGACCUACUUUGGUAUAAACGACAGCACAUCUGGCCUGCUGCAAACAGUUUUUAUCUGCAGUUUUAUGCUACUGGCUCCAGUCUUUGGCUACCUCGGGGAUCGCUACAACAGGAAGCUCAUCAUGGUUGCUGGUCUUGCUGUGUGGAUUGGGACCACACUUGGCAGCUCUUUCGUCACCAAAUCGUAUUUCUGGGUGCUGGUGCUGAUGAGGGCUUUUGUGGGGACAGGAGAGGCCAGCUACUGCACCGUCGCCCCCACCAUCAUCGGGGAUCUCUUCAGCGACUCUAAGAGGACCCUGAUGAUCUCCUUCUUCUACAUCUUCAUUCCUGUCGGAAGUGGUCUUGGAUACAUUGUCGGAUCCACAAUUGCCAGUGCCACAGGAGAUUGGAGUUGGGCGCUUAGGCUUAAUCCCAUCCUUGGAGCGUUUGGACUGGUGCUGUUGCUCUUUCUGACCCCUAACCCGCCAAGGGGAGCCUCCGACUUGCAGGGAGGGGUGCAAAUCGAGCGGACAUCCUAUCUGGAGGACAUCAAGUACCUCUUGAGGAAUCGGAGCUUUGUGUGGUCCUCGCUGGGCGUGACCGCCAUGGCGUUUGUCACGGGGGCGUUGGCCUUCUGGACGCCCACGUUUCUGUCCCGAGCCCGGGUGACCAUGGGCCUCAGACCUCCUUGCGAGAAGGAACCUUGUGACUCCUCUGACAGCUAUAUAUUUGGGGCGAUCACUGUGGUGACAGGAAUCUUGGGUGUGUCCCUGGGCACCUGGAUAUCUGGCCGGCUUCGAGACAGAGUGCCCAAUGCUGACCCACUGAUCUGCGCGGUGGGCAUGCUGGCUUCUGCUCCCUGUUUCUUUAUAGCCAUCAUACUGGCGUCGACAAGCAUCCCUGCAACAUAUGUCUUCAUUGGGAUUGGAGAAACUCUUCUCUCACUAAACUGGGCCAUUCUUGCUGACAUCCUGCUGUAUGUUGUUGUGCCAACAAGGAGGGCUACAGCAGAGGCCUUGCAAAUCAUGGUGUGCCAUCUUUUUGGUGAUGCUGGGAGCCCUUAUCUGCUGGGUGCGAUCUCGGACGCUCUGAGUAAAUACGACCCAGACUCUCUGACCUGGCGCUUCCGCAGUCUGGAGUACAGUGUUCUGAUCUGCCCGUUCAUAGGCGUGCUGGGAGGGCUCUUCUUCCUCAUGACGGCCCUCUACAUCAACGAGGACAGAAAGGCAGCGCAGCUACUGACCACAGGUGAACCUCCCGUUCAAGUUGUCCCACUGGCAGUGGAAGGCCAACCUGUAGCAUGAGGAAGAGUGUGUGUGUGUGUGGGGGUGGGGGUGGGGGGGUCACUACUGAAUGAAUGGCGCAAAAGCUAUGCAACAGUCUGUGACCCACUCUGGACACUUCCCUGGAGUGGGGGUGUGUGUGAGUAUAGUGACACUUUCAAAGCUUUUAAGAUACUAACAGUCUACGGUGAGCCCCAUGUCCUGCUAUAAAUUCAAGGGCUGCUACAUAAGGGUUGUGUCAAGUCAAGACAUUGCUGUACAUUUUGUUGUUAUUUUUUUCCUAAACUGCUAAUAAGGUCGACUGUCACAAUAGGAAUUUUGUUUUAUACUGUACAUAGUCCUGAACCUGUAUCUACUGCCAAGUCAUGACUUUUAAAAAAAAUAAAUAAUAAUUAUAGUCUAUUUAAUUAGGCCCACCAUAUGUCUCUAGCUGAGCUACACCCUACACAAUGUCUUACCUGUUUAAAACAUGCCCGAUUCAGCUUACUGUAGCUGUUCCACACGCUCGGCACAGCUGGUCUUCGUUAAUGAGAACGGCAGGGGGAGUAAACUUACCUGAGGAUGCUGCGCAGUGUAUAGUGCAGUCUGUCUCCAACCACCAUCUUGGACUCCAGCCAUGAAAAAUGUACAACUAUUUUCUACGCCUAUGCCUUUUUUGUUCUGCUUUUAUUCUGUUUUUUUACUCUUUUAAUUAAAACUCAAAGCUUUUA
Messenger RNA from Alosa sapidissima (American shad), 2439 nucleotides. It is a transcript of the gene spns3, whose product is annotated as spinster homolog 3 (Drosophila). Lineage: Eukaryota; Metazoa; Chordata; Actinopteri; Clupeiformes; Clupeidae. Gene Ontology annotation, cellular component: membrane. Bases 233 to 1750 code for a protein of 505 amino acids. The transcript has 13 exons. Gene Ontology annotation, molecular function: transmembrane transporter activity. The record is from RefSeq and is a predicted model, not a curated record. Gene Ontology annotation, biological process: transmembrane transport.